AUGCCGCUUGACAGUGAUGUCUUUCAAGUCCCUCCUGGCCAUAAUGCACCUCAAGAAGGAAAUGCAGUGAUCGUGUCUUGGAUCACUGCUGAUGAACCAGGCUACAGUGGGGUGAUUUACUGGAGUGCAGAUAGCAAGAAUCAGACGUCUGAGGGCGUUGUUACAACCUAUACAUUCUACAAUUACACUUCUGGAUACAUUCACCACUGCACUAUUGGAAAUUUAUCGGUUGUGGAGUCUGUACCGGAGAACAGGUUUGGAAUUUUCCAAUUGAAAUUCAAUACCACAUAUUACUAUGUAGUUGGAAUAGGCAAUACUGAGAGGCAAUUCUGGUUUACAACUCCUCCCGAAGUUGGUCGGACGACGCUUACUCAUUACGCAUUAAAUCCGCUGAAAGGACAAACAGUUUUGUAUCUUGGGGACCUCUCCUAUGCAGAUGACUAUCCAUAUCAUGAUAAUGUUAGAUGGGAUACAUGGGGGAGAUUCACUGAGAGAAGUGCUGGAGUGCAGGGAAUCAUGAGAUUGAUUUUGCCUCAGAACUUGGUGAAACAAUACCUUUUAAGCCUUACACUCACCGGUCCAAGCACUCCUCAGUACCAAUGGCUCGAGACAGAGCUACCAAAAGUUAACAGGAGUGAGACACCUUGGUUGAUUGUUAUAAUGCAUUGUCCAUGGUAUAAUAGCUACUACUCGCACUACAUGGAAGGAGAAGGCAUAAGAGUGACGUUUGAACCGUGGUUUGUCAAGUACAAAAUUGAUGUCGUAUUUAACGGAACGUGUGUCCAAUGUUGCAUAUCCAAUGUUGCAUAUAAUGUUGUGAAUGCAAAUUGCACUCCUGUGAAAGAUCAAUCUGCACCGGUGUACGUUACAGUUGGUGAUGGAGGAAAUCUUGAAGGCUUAUCGACCGUUAUGACAGAGCCACAGCCAGAUUAG
Molecule: messenger RNA, 933 nt
Organism: Prunus armeniaca (apricot)
Lineage: Eukaryota; Viridiplantae; Streptophyta; Magnoliopsida; Rosales; Rosaceae
Source: the annotation of a GenBank genome assembly